Molecule: messenger RNA, 444 nt
Organism: Penicillium odoratum
Lineage: Eukaryota; Fungi; Ascomycota; Eurotiomycetes; Eurotiales; Aspergillaceae
Exons: 1
Coding region: 1-444 (147 amino acids)
Source: RefSeq, a predicted model, not a curated record
AUGAAUUCUUAUGAUACGGUCCAGUUGACCUUCCUCUCGACGGGGACCGUCGGCAUCAGACCCUCCAUGUCCAACCAGCCAGCAAUUGGCCUAUUAUUUCGCCGUAUUGGGUCAUUGUGUGAUAGGAACUGGACUAAAUCUUUACCUGUUGGAGUCUUCCUGAUUCAUCACCCAGAAGGACUGUUCCUCUUCGAUACCGGACAAUCACCAUUUUGCAUCGACUCCAGCUAUUUCCCACGCGUUGCCCUUUUCAAUAGCUUGCUCAGUCAAUUCACAAUCGAGCACAAAGAUGGAAUAUUGGAGCAGCUGCAUGGGCCGGGAAUAAAAGCUACCGAAUUGAAGGGUGUUAUCCUGAGUCAUCUGCACAAUGACCAUGCGGGUGGGUUGGAGCAUCUUAUCGCGGAAGUCCCAGAAUUGCCAAUCUUUAUUAGUCGUGAGCACUGA